CAGAUUGGCACGUACCAACCGUCCGCAGGCAGGGCUCAGGGGGAGCCGGUCUUCCCACCUGAGAAGGAUUCACUAAAAAAUGUCUCUUUCGUCCAGCCAGACCCACAUAGGUUGACGUAGAUGUUUAUCUGAAAUAUCACCUUCCCAGAAACGUUGUAAGUAUGAAGAUCUGCUCGCCGCUCCUGUAAGCGCCGUUCUCCGUCUCACCCACAUUUGCGGAUGAACCCGUCCUAACUGCUGACCUUUUCAAGAUGGCGGCCGGCGGCGGCCGCCCCCGGGCUCGCGCACCUCCCCAAGAUGGCGGCGCCCGAGGCCUGGCGCGCCCGGAGUUGCUGGUUCUGUGAGGUAGCGGCGGCAACGACCAUGGAGGCCACGUCCCGGGAGGCGGCGCCAGCGAAGAGCUCGGCCUCGGGCCCCAGCGCUCCCCCCGCCCUGUUCGAGCUGUGCGGGCGGGCGGUGAGCGCCCAUAUGGGGGUUCUGGAGAGCGGGGUGUGGGCCCUCCCAGGCCCAAUACUUCAAAGCAUCUUACCUCUGCUCAAUAUAUAUUACUUGGAAAGGAUUGAGGAAACUGCCCUCAAGAAAGGCCUCUCCACUCAGGCCAUCUGGCGCCGACUAUGGGAUGAACUGAUGAAGACAAGGCCUUCUGGUCUGGAAAGCGUGACGUGUUGGCGAGCCAAGUUUAUGGAGGCUUUUUUUUCCCAUGUUCUACGUGGAACCAUUGACGUGUCUUCAGACAAGCGUCUUUGUGACCAGCGCUUCUCACCUCUUCUGCACAGCUCCCGCCAUGUCCGGCAGCUCACCAUCUGCAACAUGCUGCAGGGUGCAACUGAGCUGGUGGCUGAGCCAAACCGCAGGGUUCUGGAGACCCUGGCCAGUUCCCUGCACACUCUCAAGUUCCGCCACCUGCUAUUCUCCGAUGUGGCUGCUCAGCAAUCACUUCGACAGCUGUUGCAUCAGCUUAUUCACCAUGGGGUUGUCAACCAGGUGUCACUCUACUCCUGGCCUGUGCCUGAGUCAGCCCUUUUCAUCCUUAUCCUCACCAUGAGUGCUGGCUUCUGGCAGCCAGGCCCUGGCGGUCCUCCCUGCCGCCUCUGCGGAGAGGCCUCUCGAGGCCGGGCCCCAUCCCGAGAGGAAAGCUCCCUCCUGCUGGGCUCACGCAGGCCUCGCAGGGAUGCUGCUGAGCGAUGCGCUGCAGCCCUGAUGGCUUCCCGUCGGAAGAGUGAAGCCAAGCAGAUGGCCAGAGCCCCGCCUACCACUCGGGUUACACGCAGGAGCACACAGGAGAGCCUGAGAGCAGGUGGGAUAGACCGUAAGAGGGAGCUGCACCCUCCAGCUACCUCCCAUGAGGGUCCUGGCACCAGGCAGCCACCCUCUGCUCCAGCCACCUCCUCGGCCUCUCCCUCUUCUUCCACAUCCGCAUCUAAAAGGGCUCCAGCUAGCUCAGCCCCACAGCCUAAGCCCUUAAAGCGUUUUAAGAGAGCCACGGGGAAAAAGGGUGCUCGCACUCGUCAAGGGUCUGGUGCAGAGUCUGAAGACCUGUAUGACUUUGUUUUCAUUGUGGCUGGUGAGAAGGAAGAUGGGGAAGAGAUGGAAAUUGGGGAAGUGGCUUGUAGCGCUUUGGAUGGGUCAGAUCCCAGCUGCCUGGGGCUUCCAGCGCUGGAGGCCUCCCAACGAUUCCGCAGCAUUUCCACCUUGGAGCUCUUCACAGUCCCACUCUCCACAGAGGCAGCUCUGACACUGUGCCACCUGCUGAGCUCCUGGGUGUCUCUGGAAAGCCUCACACUAUCCUACAAUGGCCUGGGCUCUAACAUCUUUCGCCUGCUGGACAGCCUCCGGGCCCUGUCAGGCCAGGCUGGAUGCCGCCUCCGUGCCCUGCAUCUCAGUGACCUGUUCUCACCACUGCCCAUCCUGGAGCUGACACGUGCCAUUGUGCGAGCCCUGCCCCUGCUGCGGGUCCUCUCUAUUCGCGUCGACCACCCCAGCCAAAGGGACAACCCUGCUGCGCCAGGGAAUGCAGGGCCCCCUAGCCACAUAAUUGGGGAUGAAGAGAUACCAGAAAACUGCUUGGAACAGCUGGAGAUGGGGUUUCCACGGGGAGCCCAGUCAGCCCCACUGCUCUGCUCUGUACUGAAGGCCUCAGGUUCUCUGCAGCAGCUGUCCCUGGAUAGCACCACCUUUGCCUCUCCCCAGGAUUUUGGGCUUGUGUUGCAGACACUCAAAGAGUACAACCUAGCCCUGAAGAGACUGAGCUUCCAUGACAUGAAUUUGGCUGACUGUCAGAGCGAGGUGCUCUUUUUGCUACAGAAUCUGACUCUUCAAGAGAUUACCUUCUCCUUCUGCCGUCUGUUUGAGAAGCGCCCGGCCCAAUUUCUGCCUGAGAUGGUUGCUGCUAUGAAGGGCAACUCCACAUUGAAGGGCCUCCGGCUGCCAGGGAAUCGCCUGGGGAAUGCUGGCCUGCUGGCCCUGGCAGAUGUUUUCUCAGAGGAUUCAUCCUCCUCUCUGUGUCAGCUGGACAUCAGUUCCAACUGCAUCAAGCCAGAUGGGCUUCUGGAGUUCGCCAAGCGGCUGGAGCGCUGGGGCCGUGGAGCCUUUGGUCACCUGCGCCUCUUCCAGAACUGGCUGGACCAGGAUGCAGUCACAGCCAGAGAAGCUAUCCGGCGGCUCCGGGCAACCUGCCAUGUGGUCAGCGACUCGUGGGACUCAUCCCAGGCUUUCGCAGAUUAUGUCAGCACCAUGUGACGGGGCCCCGUGCCUCACAGGUCCGUGCUCAGUACCAUCAGCUUGCAAGGGCUGAGGCACGGGCUGCCCAGAACUCCCAACCAAUUCUGUCUUUCUCUUUCUGCCACCUUCCCCCCCUCUAUUCUCCUUCUUCCCUUGCACUGAGGAUCUGGAGGCCUUGGUGAGGCCCAGCAAAGGCAUUCCUAGAACUGGGGUUAGAGGCUUUGGGCCUCUUACUCAGCAACCCGAGAACCCUGAGCCAGGAGGUUACAGUGGUCAUCUGAGGACAGCCCCCCACCCCCUGCUCCGGGGUUCCUGCAUUCCCACCUAAGCAGGUCCCCAAGCUUUAGAGAAAUAUAGGAGUGCCCACUUCCAGGCCUCUUCUCUGCUGGGCUCACCAUGCUGCUCCCAGGCCUCAGUCCCUUUCAUACCUUUAUUCCUUUCUUUUUUUUAACCAAAAAAGUUUUUCUUAUAAAAUAAAUUUUGGGCAAACAUCAUGCAGCCCUUCUUGAUGAUUUUUCUCCCAGAGAACAAAAUCCAGCAGGGCCCUAUGGGGCAAGAAGCCCCUCUCCCUGCCUCCUCCCGUUGAACAGCUAUACCCAGACUAGUUAUCAGCGGAGGCCCCGCUGCUCCUCAUGAGAACGCUGGUGGAAGACGAAGGUGAUGGCAGUGGAGACCGCAUCCCAGGCAGCCUGGAGUACCUCAUCCCUGAGCCCCCGCUUAUCAGUGCUAUGGUUCCACUGAGCCAGGUCUGAGGUGCAGUCAGAACCAUCAGGGGGUGGCCUGACUUGGUGGUUGUUGACACAGCGGCAGCAGCGCAACCUGGGGGCAGAGGACAAAGCUGUGGUCACUGUACACCCCAUCUCCAAGCUAUUAUAUAAGGAAUGUCCAGAUAAUGGCUACACGGGCACUCCACCCACCUAUCAUGUGUGUCACUGAGGCUAGCCUCAUCCAGGGUAAACAGCUCCUUCAAUUCGCCCAGAGAGAAGUGUCGCUCCACAUCCUGCUCUUCAUCCACCACACAACUACUCAGUGCCUUCUUGUGGCUCUGACGCUGAAAGAUCUUCUCCUCGAUGGUUCCUGCCUGGGGGAGGAUUGGGGAAGACAGGGCUAAGUCAUCUCCAUACAUAGGGAGAAGAAAAACCAGGGGAUGAAACUAUAGCCACCUAAGAGAAAGAUCAAUGAAAAGUAAGAACCCUGCAGCAAUACCUCUGCUUAGCUAAGCCCAUUGCCUAGCUUAUCUCUUGGGAAUAUGACUUAUACAGGUCUGCCCAUAUUUUCUGUACCAAUGGAGGGUUUCAGGGCCUGGCUAAAUUCCUUUAGGGUUAAGCUGAGGUUUGUCUGUAGCAGCUUCACCAGAUUUUACCCAAUAACUCAUUUGGGUAGUAUAUGCCAGACCCUGUGCGAACACUAGGAUAUAAAGAAUCAA
Pipistrellus kuhlii (Kuhl's pipistrelle) is the source of this 4147-nucleotide messenger RNA. RefSeq names its product leucine rich repeat containing 41 (gene LRRC41). Gene Ontology annotation, cellular component: nucleus; cytoplasm. Lineage: Eukaryota; Metazoa; Chordata; Mammalia; Chiroptera; Vespertilionidae. The record is from RefSeq and is a predicted model, not a curated record. The coding region runs from base 298 to 2739 and encodes 813 amino acids. The transcript has 10 exons.